Messenger RNA from Protopolystoma xenopodis, 315 nucleotides. The record is from the annotation of a GenBank genome assembly. Lineage: Eukaryota; Metazoa; Platyhelminthes; Monogenea; Polystomatidea; Polystomatidae.
AUGGACGUCCUAGCACCAUCGUGCGUGCACGCAAAGCAUUACGCGAAGAUGAAUCUGUCCAGAAUAGAGAGUCGGCCAGGACUGACAAGCUGUGUCUCGGCUAGUCUGAUGCGGCUACUGUUCUCUCCCUAUACGAGUCCCGUUGCCCAGGUUGUCCUGACAGCCAGAGCCAGUCUGACAAAAUUGGAUGCCCACCACCUUCAUUCUGGCACGUCAGCCAGCCAGCCUGCAAGGCUUUGCCGGCUUUUUCCGCUCCACUUGGACGGCGGCCUUUCCUCUGACGAGGGCGCGAACCCAUGCCUUCGAUGGGGUUAA